Molecule: messenger RNA, 1148 nt
Organism: Protopolystoma xenopodis
Lineage: Eukaryota; Metazoa; Platyhelminthes; Monogenea; Polystomatidea; Polystomatidae
Source: the annotation of a GenBank genome assembly
GGCAGACGCCGUCACCGCUGCCUUCGCUACCGUCCGAGUCGCCACCUUCCACGCCGUCGGUCUGGGAGGAGUCAUUUGUUCACAGCCACCGAUGGGCGCAGCCUCAACCGAGGCUGAUGAAACGGUCGCCGGGACUGCAAGACGUCGCCAAUCUGGUCAACAAGACGGACGCUGAGUUGGCCGAUCUUCUGGUCGUCCCCACGAGGCCUCCGGCCUCGGCCGACGUCAGUGGAGGCGAGCUCGAACCCUCCAUGACGCCGACAAUUGAGGCUCUACGGCGUAACGACUUGGCUGAGGUUAGCCUUUCGCCCAUCAUCUUGCGUCGGAUGACGGCUCUGUUGGCCUACCGGUCGGAGAAACGGAAAAAACGUCAGCGUCGUUGUCAACGUCAACGUCGACAUCGACGUUGCGACACUCGAGGCCUCGACGUUGAGACGAACGCAGACGCGGACGACUCCGAGACCGACUCUGAUGAGGAAUUAUUUGUCGACUACGGCAACUCGAGCUCGGCCAACAGCAGCAGCAGCAGUAGCAGCAACAUCAUCAACAACUCCGGUUCCACAAGCUCCAUCGAGCCGGCCUACAUCAGCUCCAAUCCGCUUUUCUCUCAGAUCCAUCCCUCCGCUUCGGACAGCUGUUCGGCGUCGCCCCACACUUCGAUCCGUUCCAGCCUCUCGGCCGCACCAAUGCCGUCGUCAUGGCAGACAGGCCUGACGAGCCGAACAAUUGGACAGAUCGACUCAUGCCAGACCCUACAAGUGGUCGCCAGGCAACAGGCGUCAAGUCAGUCGAGCACGGCUGUUGUCUGGACGGACGAGUCGGCCCACCACGACAGGGUCGGAGAGGUGAGCCAGACCGCUGGGGAGGAUGAGUUGGUCGACCAAAACGGACUUGGUGAAUUGAGCUUCCUCGACAGUGAGGCCUUCUAUGGCGAAGCCUGGUACCUGCCGGGCAAGGAUAGACCGUGUACAUGGAUCGACUUAGCCACCAAAGCUGAUAUGGACGAGGUGACUCUCAGUUCGGGUGAGUUGGCUUUCUCAUUUGGUACCGCCCGCCGCAACAUCACCAACAUACAGGUAAACCUAUACCACCAUAAUCCGACAUUGAGGAUGAUACGAGAUUGGGUAAUCCCAAUAGAUGACCUUUAA